AUGACUACUCAACAACAGGAGUUGUUCUCGCAGGUCAAGGCCUGGUUGGACAACUACUUGGGAAAGAAGGAGCAGGCUCCUCUCGAUCUUCCCGUUUCCUUGCCAGCGGAUGACCGAAAAUUCGUCCAGGAGCUUGCGGAUAAGCUCCAUCUUCCU
This is a messenger RNA of Bipolaris victoriae FI3, 156 nucleotides long. RefSeq lists its product as hypothetical. The record is from RefSeq and is a predicted model, not a curated record. The transcript has a single exon. The annotation marks the transcript as partial. Lineage: Eukaryota; Fungi; Ascomycota; Dothideomycetes; Pleosporales; Pleosporaceae.